ACGGAUGACAGCGAGAGCGCAGCCCCCUCGCCCGAUUGAUUUAUGUCGGAGCUGACGCUUUAUCAGGCAGUCGGAAAAACUUUGACCAAUCAUUUUGCAAGGAACGCUGAGCCAGGCUGCUCCACUGUACUUUGUUGGCUGAGAAGUUGAACAGGGGGUGGGGGUGGAAGGGUGGGGGGCUGGGGGGGGUCGCGUCCGAAAGCCCUCACACCGGUCUGGGUGCCACCUCUCCCUGCUUGGGCGCCGCAGAGCGAGCGCUUCCCUUCCCCCUGCGAGCGCCCGGAUAAUGUCUGAGAAUGUCCAUUUCUGGGACGCUUAGCAGCUAUUAUGUCGACUCGAUCAUAAGUCACGAGAGUGAGGACGCGCCUCCAGCCAAGUUUCCUUCCGGCCAGUACGCGAGCCCCCGGCAGCCGGGCCACGCGGAGCACCUGGAGUUCCCCUCGUGCAGCUUCCAGCCCAAAGCGCCGGUGUUCGGCGCCUCCUGGGCGCCGCUGAGCCCUCACGCGUCCGGGAGCCUGCCGUCCGUCUACCACCCCUACAUCCAGCCCCAGGGCGUUCCGCCGGCCGAGAGCAGGUACCUCCGCACCUGGCUGGAGCCGGCGCCGCGCGGCGAAGCUGCUCCGGGGCAGGGCCAGGCGGCGGUGAAGGCGGAGCCGCUGCUGGGCGCGCCUGGGGAGCUACUCAAACAGGGCACGCCCGAGUACAGUUUGGAAACUUCGGCGGGCAGGGAGGCCGUCCUGUCUAAUCAAAGACCCGGCUACGGGGACAAUAAAAUUUGCGAAGGAAGCGAGGACAAAGAGAGGCCGGAUCAAACCAACCCUUCCGCCAACUGGCUGCACGCUCGCUCUUCCCGGAAAAAGCGCUGUCCCUACACCAAAUACCAGACGCUGGAGCUAGAGAAGGAGUUUCUGUUCAAUAUGUACCUCACCAGGGACCGUAGGCACGAAGUGGCCAGACUCCUCAAUCUGAGUGAGAGACAAGUCAAAAUCUGGUUUCAGAACCGGCGGAUGAAAAUGAAGAAAAUGAAUAAGGAACAGGGCAAAGAGUGAAGCUGCCCCUGGCCCU
Messenger RNA from Manis pentadactyla (Chinese pangolin), 1065 nucleotides. RefSeq names its product homeobox B9 (gene HOXB9). The record is from RefSeq and is a predicted model, not a curated record. Gene Ontology annotation, molecular function: DNA-binding transcription factor activity, RNA polymerase II-specific; RNA polymerase II cis-regulatory region sequence-specific DNA binding. The coding region runs from base 297 to 1049 and encodes 250 amino acids. Gene Ontology annotation, biological process: regulation of transcription by RNA polymerase II; proximal/distal pattern formation; DNA-templated transcription. The transcript has 2 exons. Gene Ontology annotation, cellular component: nucleus. NCBI's taxonomy places the organism in Eukaryota, Metazoa, Chordata, Mammalia, Pholidota, Manidae.